This is a messenger RNA of Chlamydomonas reinhardtii, 1442 nucleotides long. RefSeq lists its product as uncharacterized. Bases 260 to 883 code for a protein of 207 amino acids. The transcript has 5 exons. NCBI's taxonomy places the organism in Eukaryota, Viridiplantae, Chlorophyta, Chlorophyceae, Chlamydomonadales, Chlamydomonadaceae. The record is from RefSeq and is a predicted model, not a curated record.
CAAAAUGAACUUGGCGCUGCGUAAACGCGGGUCUGUCGCACCCGAGCGGCCCCGCGAAACAAACGAGAAGCAACCUGCAAAUGACGCAGCAAAUAGCGCUGCCUACGAUGCCUUUAGAGCUACAGAGACUGCUUCGCCAGAGGCGCUGGAAAAGCUCGUUGAAGUGCAGCGCAUGUACAUGCAGCGCGUCAAGGACGAGGCCCUGCACAGCGUCCGCAGCUUUCAGAUGCUGUUGGUAUCUGGACUUACGCCCACGGAAAUGAGGGGCCGCAUGAUAACGGAAUUCACAGCCCUGGGUGUGGUGUGCGCGCUGCUGGCGGGCUUGGGGUUCUCGGUGAUGGCCGCGCCGCCCGCAAAGCUGCUGGAGCGCGACUCGGCUGCUAUCGCCUUCUGCGCUGUGACACUGCUCAGCAUCAUCUGCAACCUCGCCUGUGUGGGCUUCAGCACACUCAUGAUCAGCUCGGUGAACUUGCUGACAGACGAGAUGACUGCCUGGUACAUCGGGAGCUAUGCUGCCAUCAUAACCAGCAUCAAUUUCCAGUUCUUCAACGCAGGCUUUCUGCUGCUGCUGGCUGCGCUUGUGCUGUUUGCCGUGUAUACCUACCCGCCCGUUGUGGCCUACGUGUGCGCCGGGGUGGCGGUGGCGGCGGCGGCGCUGGUCAUCACCGUCUACUUCAUCGUGGACCACACCCGCUUCUACAAGCUCCAAGACAUUGUGCAAAUAAUCUUGGAGCACGAUGCUGCUGCCAAGGCGGCUGGCGCUGUAGGCAGGGGAGAUGAGGCUGGCAGGGGUGCGAACGGCGGCGGGAGUAGCGUUGCUGCGGUUGCCGGUGCCGGUGCUGAUGGCGGCGGGGGGCGGUCUGCAGCAGCAUUGAUGACAUAGCUGUGAACAACGGUGGCUGUAAGAUUGCAUCAUACAACGCAUACCGUAUUACGCACUGAAAGAGUCAGGGUUUGUCUCGGCAGUUCGCUUGCGUGGCCGUACCUCAACAAUGUGAGGGGCGGUUGGCACAUUGCCAUCGCCGCCACAACAUCGCUCGGUACCGUGGCUGUCCAAUAGCACAUACCGUAAUAUAUUGCAAUGGGAUGUGAGAGAGCAUGAGAAGAGGGGGGCUUAAGGGGCAAGGCCGCAAGGGGGCUAUGAUGGCUACGAGUGAGUACCGCCUCGCACGGUUUCGCCAGUCGGCAGGGAUGCUCGCGGGGUUGCCCCUGGGGGGACCACGCGCAGGUGCGGGCAGGCAUUUGGCUAAGGUGUUUGAUGCGGCUGGGUGCCGAGGCGGCAGGACUGGUAAAGGGAGGAGCGUUCGUGAGCGGCGGGCGCGGGGCGGCAGGCGGGGCGAGAGGCGCGGCCGUGCCUACGAAGAUACGGAACUCUGCCAGCGAGGCUUGCGAGGUACUAGGGUUUCGGGGCGCUGCUACCUGUGCCUGCCUUUCCGAUAUGC